AGAGAGAGAGAGAGAAGGCAAACAUCUGGGUGGGACCCUGGAGAUCCCAUUAGCAUCUCAGCUUUGAACCCAAUAUCACACACUGGGGACAAACUGUUAGGAUACAAUUAAUAACCCACAGCGCUGUGCGUUUGGAGACGUUGCUGCGAAUCGGAGGGGAAUUGAGUGGAGGCAGAACAGAGGGCGAGAAAGGAAAACAGAGAGAACCCCCUCUGAUCCACAACGGGGGCACCGCCCGCCCUCACCCACAGUUAGUGUUGCGCCCCGAAUAGUCUUCGCGGAAAAAGAACGUGAAAACCACGAGCACAGAAAGGGAACAUUUUUGCUCAGUGGGUCUGAGGCGGUAUGUGGAAAGGGGGCGUUCACUCCUGUGUGAGAGUGUGUGUGUGUGUGUGUAGUGAGUGUGUAGUGAGUGUGUAGUUUGGCUUCACACCAACACAGCAUUCGGCUGAGAUCUUUGUUAGACUCGGGGACAGAGAGACCGUGAUUCACAGUGACGAUAAAGCAAGGUGAGUGAGGGGUUGGAGACCGCUGGAACCUUAACCCACGGGAAGCCUUGGAAGUGUGUGUGUGCGUGUGUGUGUGUGUUGAAGAAGCCACAAUGCCCUUGAGGAGGUCAGCGAGCAGCCGGGGGCUUUUGUAGGAUAAUAAUCAUAACAACAAUAAUAAUUAUUAUUGGAUAGAGGGGAUGCCUGAGCCCUACCCAGCUGAGACCAUGAGCACCUUAAACAAGUACUACAACAAGCAUCUGAUAGCUGUGCACUAUAACCACACGGGCAAGCUUGACCACAGCAAAUACCAGACCAUGGAACUCAGUUACAUCUCCAUCUUCUUCAUCGUCCUGUGUUCGUUCAUCGUGCUCGAGAACCUGCUGGUGCUGGUGGCCAUCUGCAGGUACAAGAAGUUCCACUCGGCCAUGUUCUAUUUCAUCGGCAACCUGGCCCUGUCCGACCUGCUCGCCGGGCUGGCCUACAUCUUCAACGUGGUCUUCUCGGGAGGCAAGACUCUGACCCUGACUCCCCUGCAGUGGUUCGUCCGGGAGGGGACCAUGUUCAUCACCCUGGCGGCCUCCGUCUUCAGCCUCUUGGCCAUCGCCAUCGAGAGGCACGCGGCGAUCGUGCAGGUCAAGCUGUACGGCAGCGAGAAGAACAGCCGAAUGUGCCUGCUGAUCAGCGGCUGUUGGAUUCUCUCGAUGCUGCUCGGGGGGAUGCCUUUGAUGGGCUGGAACUGCAUGGACGACCUCCUGCAGUGUUCGAUCGUGCUGCCGCUCUACUCCAAGCGCUACAUUCUCUUCGUCCUGACCGUCCUGACUGUCAUUCUCCUGUCCAUCGUCAUCCUGUACGUAAGGAUCUAUCUGAUCGUCAGGUCCAGUCACCAUGAGGCAGCAGCGUCACAGAACCUGGCGCUGCUCAAGACGGUCACCAUCGUGCUGGGAGUCUUUAUCGUGUGUUGGGCGCCAGCGUUUAUCAUUCUUCUCUUCGACGUGGCCUGCAUGGGCCAGGCCUGCAAGAUCCUGUACAAGGCGGAGUAUUUUCUAGGCCUGGCCACCCUGAACUCAGCCAUGAACCCCAUCAUCUACACGCUGCGGAGCAAGGACAUGCGCAGGGCCUUCCUGAAGGUGAUCUGCUGCUGCGGGUUCCUGGGAGACGGCUGGAGGCCGGAGAAGUGCCUCUUGGCUCUGCGCAGCACCAGCACCUCGGAGCGAUCGUACCACAGGCACGAGUCCCCGGACUCCCCCAUGAUGCCCGAGUGCACCACGUGUGUGUGAAUCGCCCGUGGCACGCACAGCACCGCAAUGGAGGGUGAGGCUCGCGGCACACACAUACACACACAGAGACAGCCCCGUAACAGGGGUGAUGCUCACAC
Callorhinchus milii (elephant shark) is the source of this 1866-nucleotide messenger RNA. RefSeq names its product sphingosine 1-phosphate receptor 2. The record is from RefSeq and is a predicted model, not a curated record. The coding region runs from base 689 to 1768 and encodes 359 amino acids. The transcript is spliced from 2 exons. Gene Ontology annotation, biological process: sphingosine-1-phosphate receptor signaling pathway. NCBI's taxonomy places the organism in Eukaryota, Metazoa, Chordata, Chondrichthyes, Chimaeriformes, Callorhinchidae. Gene Ontology annotation, cellular component: membrane. Gene Ontology annotation, molecular function: sphingosine-1-phosphate receptor activity.